Porites evermanni is the source of this 17908-nucleotide messenger RNA. NCBI's taxonomy places the organism in Eukaryota, Metazoa, Cnidaria, Anthozoa, Scleractinia, Poritidae. The record is from the annotation of a GenBank genome assembly.
AUGGAAGGUCUUAAAGAUUUGCUUGCUCCUAAAACACUUCACUGGUUCAGUUAUGUGGCAAAUGUAUGUUGGAUUUUGCUCGGAAUUAUCCUAUCAGCAAUCUUUCUAGACAUUGAAAACAGCGAACCGAGAUUUGACUUUCGCUGUGGCUCAACAGGCGACAAGGAACUCAUUCGUGGAAAGUGUUACGAACAGUACGAUAAACAAUACAACAAAUUCCCUGUUUAUGGAUUCGUAAUUAUUAACUUUCUUGUUACUGCAAGUGUUUGUGGAAUAUACUCACAAGCGGUGAAGUCGAAAGUUGAGGAACUUGAAAGCAACGCUAGAAACGCCGAUGAUGAUUUAGAAGGGCAACCGACGCCCCCGAAAAAGCUUUUCAAAGCGUACUGUUUACAACUUCUUGCCAGAUUUGCUCUCGGAAUUUCUUUUGUCCUUCUGCAGACCAAAUUACUUUAUCCUCUCAGCUUUCCCUCGAACUUCAAUUGUAACUUAACGAGAGACGAGAGGUUUUCAGACAUCACGGCAAGUGGGUCUCGCAACGGAACACAAACGCAAACGUCAUACGAAUGUCAUAAUCAGCGAGCAGCUAAGAAGACCUUCUGGGCUGAUGCCGUGAUUGUUGUAACUGGAGUUUUCGCGUUUCUUGUUUUUAUCGAGUCUCUUUAUUUGUUACAUGUAUGGCGUGCAAAAAAAGGAGAAAGGUUCACGGAGAACCGGAAAUUUCAUAAAUAUUAUCUCAGUUCGAAUCCGUCUAGUGACCCCCUGAUAGAAUCGGAAGAGUUACACUCCAUCAGCGACGAUGUCAUCCCAUCAGCCGUCACUUUCAUUGAACGUAUGAAGAAACAUAUCCGAGGAGUCACUGAACAACCCUACGUAGAUCCUGCUACGCCUUUCCACCGUAAACCGGGUGAAGGCUCAAAAAGAUAUCUAACGCUUGACCACAUCUACACCGAUUUAAGUAUUCACGAAAACAGAGCUCUGCAUGAAUUUAGUGGAGAUAGAGAGAAACAACUGAAAGAAUACUACAGAACCAGAGAGAAAUCUCGACCAACACUGCCGGGAGAUAUUUUUGAUGCUGAACGAAAACCGCGGAAAAUUCUUGUUGUUGGUCGUCCUGGAAUUGGAAAAACCAUGUUUUGCUCAAAGAUUCUUCGCAAUUGGGCUUCCGAUAAGUUGUUCAACAAGGCACAAAAAUCUCGAUUUGAUUUCAAACUCGCUUUCCUCGUUAAGUUGAGGAAGUUUAACCACACAAAUGACGAAAUUAAUCUUCGCCAACUCCUGGAUGCAUCGGAGUAUUCUAAACUACCAAUAUCCGAUGACGUUUGGCACUACAUUACAGAAAGGCCAGACAAACUGCUCCUUAUUUUUGAUGGAUUUGACGAAUAUUCUGGAAAGGUUAGAAUCAAUGACGAUGACUUAUCGAUCAGUAACCAUGUAGAAGACUCGAUGCCAGUUCAUUUCCUGUACAAGAAAUUAUUAUCGGGGAAAAUCCUUCCCGGUGCUACAGUCUUAACGACCACAAGACCAACCGCCGUGUCAUUCUUUGAAGCAACUAUUGCCUUUGAAAGAAUAGUUGAAAUUCUGGGAUUCAACUCUGAUAAAGUGGAAGAGUAUGUGGACAAAUUCACAAAAGAGAAAGGCGAUGAUGGCAAAGGAGAAACCAUAAAGCAACACAUCAGAAGUAGCCUUAACCUCCAAUCCUUCUGCUACAUUCCUGUGAAUUGCUUCAUCAUUUGUUCGUGCUUGUUACACUUGCUGAACUCACCCGUCUCCGGCUGCCUUCCUACAAGACUAACCGAACUAUACUCCAUUGCCAUCAAGAUUUUUUACUUUUGUCACGAUGAUAUCCAAAGCCGUUACCCAUUACAUGAAGCUCAACAGUUUUAUUUAAAGCCAUUUAAUGCAUUACCUGAACAUGUGCAAAAACUGUUUAAGAGACUGGGAGAAAUUGCUUUUCAAGGAAUCAAAGAAGGAAGACUCAUUUUCGAAUCAGGCGAAGUCGAUGAGCAAGAAAACAAUGGUUUGUUCCACCGUUUACCUGAUAGUUUUAGCGGUUUAACGGAAGGACGAGCACAAUAUUGUUUUUUACACCUGACGAUACAGGAGUUCUUUGCGGCGAAGCAUUUGGUGGACACGUACAGAUCCGAAGACCUGCAGAAGUUUGUUUCCGAUCACAUCCGGGAUGGCGCCUGGAAGGUUGUGAUGCAGUUUGUGGCUGGACUACUGGCUGAAAAAGAAGGACAGUCAACAGAUAUUUUCAGUGACCUCCUUCCCUCGGAAACUUCUUCUAAAAAAGUUGUAAUCAAGAUGAAUGAAGAUUCAGAGGAAGGAACUGAAACACUGACCCGUUGGCCAGCUAUUGAAGACAGGGCUUUAGUGAUGACGCUAUUCAAUUGCAUGUAUGAGAACAAAGCCUCUGAUCGAGAAGUUCAAAAGAAACUGGUGAAAAUUGGUUGUAAUGCGCUUAAUUUUAGAAAGUGUAAGCUGGAACCUCUCGACUGUUUAGCAUUAGUGCAUGCACUUAAAUCUGUUGAAGGAAUUUUGUAUUUUGAUUUAAGCGAAAACAACCUUCAGUCGCUAGGAUGUAUUGAGAUUGCGAAGUUGUUACCUGGCAACGAACACAAUCAGGGUAUUUGCGAACUAAAAAGAUUAAACCUCAGUCUUAACAACAUAACUGAUGAAGGAGUAAAACAUUUAUCUACAGCACUCACACACACCAACUGCAAACUAAACAGCUUAAACCUCGGGAAUAACAACAUAACUGAUGAAGCAGUUAAACAUUUAUCUACAGCACUCGCACACACUAACUGCAAACUAAACAGCUUAUACCUCUGGCGUAACAACAUAACUGAUAAAGGUAAAAAUCUCCUAAACUCAAUGAACAUAAACUGUAUAGUAGUUUUCUAUUAAAUCUUGUAUGCAAUGUAAAUGUUUCCCUGUUGAAGGAAUUUUGGAUUUUGAUUUAAGCUUCAACAACCUUCAGUCGCUAGGAUGUAUUGAGAUUGCGAAGUUGUUACCUGGCAACCAACACAAUCAGGGUUUUUGCGAACUAAAAAGAUUAAACCUCGCUUUUAAUCAGAUAACUGAUUAACACCACACUAACUACAAACUAAACAACUUAAAGCUGAAUCAAUAUUGCUUUCUCUUAACUUAAAGCUCAAAAAGAUAACUGAUGGAUGUAUAAAACGCUUCACUGACAGCACUGCACUCACACAUACUAACUGAAAAAGAAACAAAGCUUUGAUCUUAGAACUAACAAAAUAACCCAGCAAGGGAAAUAUCUCUCAAACGCAAGGAAAAUAAACUAUAAAGUAUUUAUCUAAGCAUGUGUAAAUAUAUUUUUCUGAAUAGCAAUAAUUUGAGCUACAGUCUUUGACAUUAUAUUUUCGAUUUUUUAAAAAGAGGUUUUAAAGUUUUUUAUUAGUUCGGCCAGCAGGUAGCUUCUAAGCAAUCUCGAAGCUCUUAGGUUUCCGUAAUAUAUAUUGUUUUGUUUUGUUUUUUUUUUUCAUAAUAAUAGUGUGGGUUUUUGUGAGAAGAGAAAAUUUGUUUGGUCAUUACUAUAUCUUUACAUAGAAACAGGGUGUGAUUUGAAGAAACUAAAAGCUGAAAAGGUUUAGAAUAGAUUACAGUUUACUAACUCUUAAAAAAUCUCCACUUAUCGUGAAGCCUAGCGUUAAUAACAAUGUGCAUUCAUGACCCAUAAUGAAGACUGGAACAAAUUGAUGGACAUUUAUAUAUAUUCAACUUAGAUAACUAAACAUACAGCUACAUAUGAAGACAUUUUCCUAUAGGAAUGUAUAGUAUAAUGUGAUAAUGCUCCACUGAUUCACAGUAAGCGUCACCUUAGAAUUCUACUUUGCAGUUAUUGCUUUUUCUAAAAGUAACUGAUACAUCAUGUUUAGCUUUCCUGAAAGUAUUCAUCCUUGUACAUAAGUUUAGUUUUUGAUAUGAUUAAAGUUCUGUUAGACCAGUAUUAUAGAUGUCGGCCUGGCCUCCCUCCUUAGUAAAUCAAUCUGUGUAUCCAGCAAAAUGCAGGGAAAACUGCCUUUGGGACAAAAACGCAGAGAAAUGUCUAACAAGGGGAUUGUGCGGGGAGGGGGGCGGAGAGUAUGCAUUCCCUUUUACUGCACUGAUACUUUAUCUUCGGCUUAGAUGUAAAACUUUGUAUAUAAAACGUAACGGAUUCAGACCCGCUUGAGGUGGUUUCGAGGUGGAGCGGAUGUUUCAUGCCCAAAAUGAAAUGUCUCAGCGGAUCGGUUUUGGUCACGGCAAGGGCCUCGCCAUUUGUUGAGGUUAAAAAAUCUUUUUUCUGACCAAGUAAUCCUGCCCUCAAUAGUUUGAAAGCAGUGGCCUUACUGGCAGUCAGACAUUUUUGAAAAUUCGUGUGGCUCGCUUUUGUACACGCUCGAUCUUCGACUUCAACGAGUACUGGUUUGGUGACCACACUUGAGUCGCGUGCUUCACCUGGGACUUCACCAGAGCCUCCGCCUCACAUUGACGUCCGUUAUGAGACGGCAGGCCCACUUCAGAGGUCCAAGGAGCUUGUUGGCCUUGGCGACGAUAGUAUCAUGUGCGUGUCCAGCCUGCGUAGCAAGCGCUUGGAGGUAUUUGGAUGAAAGAAAGAACAGGCGCGCGAGAGGGAGACACGCGCGCCUCGUUCUUUCUUGCGUCCACUAGUUCCAAGGGCCUGCUACGCAGACUAGUACGUGUCCCAAGAGAGGGAGCUAGGGGUGGUGACUCUGAGAUCUUUGUACUCAGUACCUUGUUUAAGGUGCACGCCAUCAAGGUGUAUGACACAAGUUUCAUUAAUAAAACGCGCGUUUUAUUUUGCCACAAAACUAAAUAACGAUAAGUCCGAGCAAAAUCCAAAAUACAUUUGCCACAUAGCUGAGCAGAAUUAAAAAGAAUUAAGAAUCAAGAGCUAGUUAAAAAAGAUAUGUUUUGAGUAAAGAUUUAAACUUUUGAACUGUUUUUGAUUUCCUUAAAGAGAUUGGUAAUGCAUUCCACCAUGUGGGAGCAUUAACAGAAAAAGAUCAACAUCUUCCCACGAGGGAAAUCUAAUAGUAAUCCGUCAUUUGAUCGCAGAUAAUAAGCAGAUUGAUUCCUUACUCAAAUUAAAUUCCUGAUAUAGGGACUAUAUACUGCAUCACACCUUUUUGCUCUGACGCGGUCGUUUCAUCGCCAACCAUCAACCUUUAUCCGCCCUGGGCAAAAGAUAUAAGGUUCUGCUUUUGUAAAAAGUUACAAAAACUUAGUGGUGAAUAGUGAAAAAACAUUUUAAUUCGGGAAAAUAUAAAGAUAAAAACCGGUUCUAUAUAAAGAGAGUAAAUGUAAAUUUGAAACUUUCGUAAAGUGGAAUAAAGAGUUGCCUCUUUAUCUGUUUUCCGUUUAGUUCUUGUUUACAAGGUUUUUAGUCGGCACGUGAGCACAGUGAAGCCUCAAAAAAAAAAUUUUCUCUUUGAAUUUGAGUUUGACGCCAUGAUCGCGUGAGCCAAUGACGUAAAAGUUAGGUUUGCAAGGGCGCAUGGUAUAGCUAAUGGAAGGUUUUCAGCGUUGGCUGGCGACAACGUGAGAGGAGAAUUGUGGCUUCUUUUUAAUCAAGGAUGGAAAAUGACUUAAAUUUGCUGCGAAGUAUUUUGGGCGCUGUUAAAAGAAGACUUCUCAUGGAAGUAGGUAGAGGACUUGGGAGUGUAGGCUGAUUGUAAGUUCGGUUCGCUCGAGGUAAGGAAUCAGAAUCUCAGAAGCAUGUUCAUUAUGAUUUAUCGUUCUAUUUGCGAUAAUAAUAUAAGCUUUUAGUUUAAACUGAAAUGAUUUAUGCCUGUAUGUGUUGCGGUUUGUCGUAUUCCAUAUGGACAGCUAAAAGAAAAGGGUGUUAACGUUUGUUUGACUGCUAGCGAGGAAAAGGAGUGUUAAAAACAUGGCAACGUAAGGUGAAAAUACGUUGCUGUGGUAAAAUUGACACCAGCUGACUGCAUGUAAAACAUCUGGAUGAAUUUAUUGAUAAAUUCCUAUAGAAAGAGUAAAAUUAAAACUAUAUUAUAAAGUUUACGAUUGGCGAUUAAGAAUAUUGAUAAAAAUAUUUACAUGUUUAUCUAAAAAUGGUCGUGUAAAGUUCAGAUGAAAUUUAACUUUUGGGACUAGGUAAAUCAAAACAUGGAUAAUUGAAAAAAGAUUAAGUGUCUUUAUUUUUUUUAAAAAAAUUAUUUACAUAAUUCUGCAUUAUAAUAACGUAUUAAAUAUUUUUAUAUGAACAUGCAUGUUAUUUGCUAUCAAGAGUAUAAUAAGUUAAAUUUGUGAUGCUCAGUAUUAUAGAGAAAGAAUUGAAAUAAUUGUGGUCUAGCUUACUAUUUAUGUGGUAGUAGAUGAUGUAGAUAAAUUACUAGAAAAGAUCUGACAUAAAGGGAAAUGGAGCUGGUAAAAGUAUAUUUUGAAUUCAAAGUAUAUUGACAUAAUAUUUACAUUUAAGUGGUAGAGUUAUUAAAAAGGAUUAGUUUUUUUGGUAACAUUUUAGGGACCUGUCAUUUAUUAGAGGUGGCUGGAGGGCUGGUGCAAAUGGGGGGAGCAGAGGGUCAUUAAAUUUUAUGCAGCCAAAGAAGGGGAGGGUCACUUAAAAUUUAAGCUGGACUCUGGGGAGGGCCAUAUCUUUUUUGGCGAACAUUGCUGUUCACUUAAAAUAAAAAUAAAAAAACAAAUAAAAUAUAUUAUUAAACAAAUAAGUCCCUUGCACAGUAAGCAUUUUAAACUUUAACAAUGAUCAACCUGAACAACCCAACAACCCUACACAUAUGUCAACUGUUGCAUAGAAAGUGGUCUUUACAUAUCAAACAAAACAUUUUAUAUCUAAACGUUCCUGAUGAUUUUCUGUCAGAACCAACUAAUCAACACAUAUUAAAUUCUGGAACAGUAUAAAUUAAUCCAGCUCACAUUAUACCCCUCAAUGGAGCAUCACAAUAUUUAAGGUUUAGUCACCAUGCUCCUCAUUCUCUGUCAAGCUGUCACUAUCUUCCCCAGAGAGACUUUCAUCUGUAUCCAGUUCUUCCUCACUUUCUUCCAUAAAACCUUCUAGAUAGUCUUGUGCUGUUGUAAUGGCUUGUUCUAUCAAGUGACCAUUCUUUGCCAUUUUUGUCAGCCACCUGACCUGUCUAACUGAAAGGCGUGCAAGAGAUUCUACAUUCACAUUGUCAAUAACAUCUGAAUUUAAGUCUGCUGACAAAAGCUGAUGGAGCAGUUUAAAGUUUUUACUUUCUCCCUGUUGUUUCCUUCUUUGCUCUUCGCUUUGUUCUGUUUCUUUGAUCUUUACCUUGAUUUGUUUUUCAACAGUAACACACCAUGAAACAUGUCUUUGCAUUGAUCAAGUUUCUCAUUAAGAUAUUUCAUUUCACUGUUUACUCUUUUUUUUAGCUUCAUCAAGUCUUUUAAUAACAUCUUCAUCACACAAUUUAGAAUACUCUUCUCCUCGUAUCAAAUUACCAGUCUUUGAGUGAAAGAGGGUGUUGAGGUGAGCUUUAAUGCAUCUAUCCAAUUCCUUUUGCGUUGCUACCUGUACAAGAUCAGGGAGCGAGGAAAGCAACACACUUUCUGUUACGAACUGCACAAGGUUAAAGUUGAUCUUGUUUCUUAAUAAUCCCUGUCAUAUCUUUUAGCGUGGGGAGGGACAUAACUUUUUUGGGCCAUACAAUGGGGAGGGUUACAGUUUUUUUUUUGCAGGAAAUUGGGGAAGGGCAGAAAAAAAUUCACCUGGGAAAAAAACAUAAGUACCAGCCCUUCCCCCCUCCCCGCCUCUAAUAAAUGACAGGUCCCUUAUAUGUAUAUGUGAGUAGAAGUGUGUGGAGUUUAGUUGAGUUACAGUAUGCCUUUGUAAGUUUGGGGAUGUAUGGGUUGUGGUAUUUGUAUGUGUGGUAUUUAUACCAGUUUCUCUGUUCUUUUGUCUUUGUAUAAAGUCUUGUUGUAAACAGUGGGUCCGGUGAUGUCAUCAGUUUGUUUGUUUUUGAGGCAUCGUUGGUGAGCGGUACUUAUAAUCCAUGGAAAUGAAUGUUCAGUGAUCAGUUGUCUAGGGUAGUCCAAAACAGUAAGCUGGGAGCUUUAGCAACGACAAUGGUGACAGCAACAAGAACUUCUAAAAAGCAAUAGGCUUGUUAUUAAGCAAAACGACAAAUUUGCACAUGCAUCAUGCUUUUUUUGUACAUUUCUUUGCCGUAAUUGCAUGACUAUGAUGUGAAAAUGCCUAAUUGCAAGUUUUAUGGAGGACGUAAGCAAGCGAUGACGAAUCCUCUCUUUCUCUUUCUAAACUUGAGUGCGGUCUCAAAGAAUCCACUCCAUAGAAAUUUGCCUACAUUUGGACAUUUUCAGCGAAUUAGAAUAAACACAACAAAGUUUGAAAAAAUGUGCAUUCAUUUUAAAAGUGACAUUUUUGGUGCUGUCACCAUCGUCGAUGCUAAAGCUCCCCAGGCUGAGUGUGAAAUGGUGGUGAAUGAAAUUGAAGUUGUCUAUUGUAGCUGACAGUCUACUGUAUCGUAUUGUUUCAGUUUUUAUGAUGCCAGAGAAAAUGUGAUGGGGAUGGUUUGAAGAAAAAUGAGGGUACAUGUACUUAUGGUGUGGUUUCUGGUAGAUCUGGUAGUGGACUAAUAUGGUAUCUGAUGGUGAAAUGGUUGAGUGACAAGGAGAGAUCCAGGUAAUGAGUGGUAUGGUGAUUUGACGUGAAAGUGAUCGGUAUUUGUGGUGGGUAUGAGGUGUAGAGGUUAGAAAUAAUGUUAGAUAAAUUAGCUUUGCUGGUUAGCAUAAAACCAUCGUCUAUGUAAUGGCAGAAAAUAAUCAAAGUGUCUGUAAGCCGCAAAACUCAGAAAAAAUUAUGUUGUUAGUAAAAUCUAUAUUAAGAUAUUUAGAAUUUAAAGCUCAUAAAGAAAUAAUAUUCAAAUUUUUUCUUUGCCAGUUUUUUUCUGCUUACGUCUAUGUUAUCCCUUUGACAAAAUAAUUUUAUUUUUGAAAAAGUCUAUGUAUUUUCCUGUAAUUCCUGAUAAUUCACACGAUUUUUGAGGUCAUGAUAGUUCUGUUGUUUUCUACGAAAUAAUUUUGUGACCUCAUAGAUCACAUUUCAUCUUUUACGUGGUACAGAUCAUACCUGUUGAAUAAAAGGAGUAAAUUAAAAAAAGAUAGAAAAAAUAGUCAGAAUACAUUUAUAGUUGUAUUAUCUGCCUUAAAAUUUGUGCUUGGUAACGUACAAAAAGAAUGUUUGAUUACGCACUAUUAGAAAUAGUCAGGGGCACCCAACGGCAGUUUUCGGGAAAAUAUCUGUUCGGAAGACGAUUUGAGAUCUAGAAUUUUCGGAGCAUUUGUUGUAAAAUUUCUUGCUUGCCUGCCUCUCCUAGGAUUUUCUAACAUCUACAAAAUGGUAUAAUUACCCAUUUUUAACGGAUUUUGACCCUAAAAAAGGCCACCUAGAAUUUUCGGGAGCCUUUUUCUGGCUGAAAUUUUCGAGAAGGUAAGUUUUUAUCCCUAUAAUUUUCGGAUCACUAGACUUUCAGCUAGGAAAUCCGAACAGAUGAAAAGUUUUUAGGGGAUAAAAAUAUGCCUAUAUCUACCGUUUAAAUACUAAAAUACGUUCAACAAUGCUAUGUUAAGUGGUUUUGAAGUAUAUCCUCGUUGGGUGCCCCUGAUUACUGAGAAUUUAGUAUUGCUUUUGAACGAUAUUGUAGUGAAAUUGAUCUAUGGACCAAAUUUGUAACCCGAGCAGUUUAGAGGAAGCACAUAAAUCUUCAUGAAUGGACGGUGAAACUAUUGAUUGACAUAAAAUCAACAUGUAUGAAUCGAAUACAUACAUAAUGUACAUGUGAUUUAUAUCAGAAUCACUGAAAAUUUAAUAUUACUUUAAUAAUUUGAACGAUACUGUAGUAAGAUCUCUCUAUAAUUAGCAUGAAAAGUUGUUUGACAAGUACACUUGUGUAUAUUUUGGAAAACUGCCCUGAAAAAUGGGCAAAUACGUACCAGAAGAUCUAUUAUGCACGCAACCGAAAUUAGUCAUGACGUCUUGACGAUAUGUCGUCAUUAAUAAGGGAUUAAGCUUAACGCUACAGCAGUGAACAGAUUUCCACUGGAAGGAUUCCCUGCAUAUGAAAAUUGAACUUUUCAAAGGGAUAAAUUCUAACUUUCUUCAGGUCAGGAAUAGAAAACUGCAAUGAAUAGCCUGUUCAUGUUGAAUAAUGUUGAAGAAAAAGCUCCGUGGUUGAGGGUCGCUUUUGGGAAGCCGUGAAUAUUCAAGGGCAAGUCGUGUAUACAUCGACCUACAUCUAACACGUGUAUGAAUAGAGAAUUUUCGAGAGGAAUUUGAUAUCGUUUUAUAUGUAAACAUAUAUGGCGCAAUAUUUGCCACAAGUAAUCUCCUAUUAGGAGAAACAAUUUAGUCGUAAGAUUGUCAAAGUAGAAAUACUAUAACAGAAUACAGAUAUAUAUAUUUUAUGCCUUGUUAUUGAAAUUGCAUGAUCGGUACUUGCGAAAAAAGAGUUGCUCUCAUGACCAGGUCUCCCUUAUCAAGAAGGAUCGUAAGGACGGUUGAAGCACCUUAAGGAGUAGCCUCCCUCGUUGAAGGUUUCCACUUCAUCAUGUCGGCAUAGGAGGCUACUUUACGAGCUGAAGAGCAUCCUUGAGGAUGGUACCUCUGGGAUGACAAUUUCAUUUUGGGUCGUUAUACGUUUCUGGGAAACUGCCCACCUGCCUCUCCUCUAAGCCAACAUUAACACUUACUUCUCGCUUAGGGCAAAAUAUUGGCAUAGGGGAGGGGUAGGUGCGUAGUUACCCAGAAACUUAUAAUCCGGAAUUUUAGAAAUAAGAUAACUUUGAUCCUAUAAAGGGUUUUGGUUCUGAUUGAAGCCAACCUCAAAAACUGGUCGCCUGACAAAACGGCCGACAUUUCCCGACGUAACCGUUGGUUCUUCCACGAAAUGAAGUCUGAUGAAGGAGCUCAGAAUUUCCAUACUGAUGACGUGUCACUAUCCAGAUCUGGACAGUGACACGUCAUCAGUAUGGAAUUUCUGUAGUCAAUCGUCAGACGCAAUUUCACGGGAAACCAGUUUUAGCGUCGGGAAAUAUCAGCUGUUUUCUCACUCCCCAAAACUUAUUGGGAGAGAGAAAAACUACUUUUAGCCAUAAAAAUUAUCGUGGCCGGUCUAAAAAGUAGAGAAUUACAUGAGGAAAAUGUAGUUAGUUCUUUGCAACCAGUUAUCACAGGAGCCCAUCAAAAGGAGCCUCCAUCUCCAUUAAUUUCUUGAGUCAACCCUUUCCCGAGUAGAUUUAUAAAUAGAACGGCUUGUUUCCCGCGAAAAGUGUCAUAUUUCCGUGAGUCUCGUAUGUCACCGUGAAAAAAAUGAAGUUGGAUGAAGUCGAACUCAGAAGCCCGUCCUUCGACCGUUUUCCUUUUUUACUAUACGUCCAUUUUUACAGUUUUACAGCCGCUGGGAUCUGGGAUGAAAUAAAAGUUAAUGAAUUACCCGACUGAGACUGAGCAUGAAGCGAUGGGACAAAGGCAGCGAACUGAGGAUCACGGAAAGGUUCUUUGCGAGUGUUUGUUUUUGUUUUUGUUUUUGUUUUUGCCGUCAUACAUCCCACAUUUAAGCAUGCACCUUGAAAAGAGUCGACGAUUAAGCGUUCUGUGGACGAUUUGAAACUUUUCGAUGAUCAGCGCCGAAAAAGUGCCAGGAUCAUUUGAUUUUUGUCAUCGCCGUGGAGUGGAUUUCGCCAGUUAAGCACCGCGUGCAAAAGCGAUGACCUAAAUAGCAACUAAGGAGGAAUGCUUCAGAAAAAUUGCAGUCUUCCUUUACAGCUGACUUGUAUCACCAUGAGAGUUGCCUGAUAAAACUGGCACUUGAAAAGUUGAACAGAAGACAACAGUUGCUCGACCGUGGAAUAACGGUGGAAUUUGCGACAUCGCUCUCCAGUCCAAAGACCCACUUAUCUCAAGAAAAACAAAAUGGAUUGUAUCUACGCCCAAAGAAUUAUGACUGACUAACAGGAGAAUUCUCAGCAAUUAAUGUAGAAGUUUAGGCCAAUUCUUUCCUUCGAAUUCGCAUCUGUAGAUCACUUUUUUGCGAGAAAACAAUGGCUGGGCUUCGCGUUACAAAACAUAGCAGGGAAUCAUGACACUAACUGACGGACAAAACAACCAGAGUAUUUAUUCAGACAAACGCAUUUCGGAGAAAAACUUGAAAAACUAGAAAUUUGAUUAAUAUUGAGUCAUUUAGCCGAAACAAGAACCUUAACGCUCACAAAAAAGUGGCUAAACAAAACGAAUCCUGUCAGAACUACAGACUGCAGGUAGUAGUUAAUCAUUACGCAUGUAACAGAACAGCUUCAUGGCCUCUUAUAAAUGUGAGACAAACAACCAAAAUUAAAGUCACGUUUCACUAGCUUAUGAUUUUGUUUGGUCUGUCAGCACCGGAUUUCCUGCUGUUUCAUGAAGUACAAUAAUAGCAGUGUCAUUUAGUCGUUGUGAUUGGCUCUUCCCACCGUCGGCGCGCGAAGUCUCCCCUGGGAACCGUUCUAAUUAUAAAUCUACUCGAGAAAGGGUUGACUCCAAGGGAGAUGGUAUGGGAGAUGGAGGCUCCAUUUGAUGGGCUCCUGGUUAUCACUAUUACACCAAGAAAAGACAUCAGAUAUUGUAUUUUUAUAAACAUUUUUUGAGAAGAGAAAAUACUAAACGAAUUAAUGUUUUUCAGUAUUUUUUACAUGCACUCUAAAGGGCCUGUUUUAAUCUUCUCCUUAUCUCGUACCCAGAUCUUCCACGGCCAGAGUGGGAUCUGGGUACAAGAUUAAAACUGACCUCACCGAGUUUUACGGGGUUGGAUUCGACUGACUCUUGCUGACCAUAAUACCAUAAGCUUUUGAAGAACGCGAACAUGUUUUUACUUUGAUGUGUACACGUGCGUAACUGGGAAAGUACAAACUUCAGCCUCAUCCCCGCGAGGCUUCUCGGCCACAUUCCGUCUCAGAGGCACGCAUCUUCUCAGCUAUUGUCGGUGGGAGAAUUUGUCGGAUUUGGGGUGGAAAAGUUUAAUCUCGGUUCUCCAAAGUGCUCCGUUGGAAACGAUAGGAUUCACAGCUACGGCGAUUUUUAAAUUUGCCACAAAUAUAUUUCAAGAGUGAUACGUAUAGCUCGCAACACAGGUGUGGCUGUAACGGGCCCCUACAUUACUGCUGUAAAGAGCCUGUACGCGGGCGGGUGCAGCAGAAAAUCCCAUGCUUCACGAAGAAUGAUUGCUCACAAACAGAAAGGCUAUGACCAGUUCAUACGCAUUUUCAAGAAUAAUACCGAAUAUUUUCCACAAUUAUUUCAAGAAUAAUACGUAUAGCUCGCAACACAGGUGUGGCUGUCACGAGAGCCUGUUCGCGGGCGAUCGCAGGAGAAAAUUCUAUGCUUCAUGUUUAAGGAUUGCUCACAAACAGAAAGGCUAUGACCAGUUUAUGCGCAUUUCUAACAACAAUACCGAAUAUUCUAGAUACGAAAUCUUUGACCUGACGCGAAUGUUCAACAAACAGUGUUUUUGUGAUUCAAAUGUACCAAACAGCCAUGGUUGAUUACAUCUGAAUCAUUUUCCUCGUUCCAUUAUUUCUAAUAGAAAACAAAAGCUAAAUGCAAGCAUCUUUUUUUCGUUAAGCAAGAAAUCGAAAGACAGUCGACAUGCAAGAAAUAAUGAAUUUGGUCUCUCGUAAAACACUUCACCGAUUCAGUUAUGUUGCAAAUUUCUGUUGGAUUGUGCUCGGAAUCAUCCUAUCAGCAAUCUUUCUAAACAUUGAAAACAGCGAAUCGAGAUUUGACUUCCGUUGAGGCUCAAAUGGCGACAAGGUCUACAAAAUUGGGAAAUACAUCAGGAAAAUGUAAUUAAUUCCGCCUUUGCAAUUAGUUAUCACUAUUACGCAAGGAAAAGACAUCAGAUAUUGUAUUUUUAUAAACAUGUUUUUGAGAAGAGAAAAUAUUAAACGAAUUAAUAUUUUGCAGUAUUUUUUACAUGCACUUUAAAUGGCCCGUUUUAAUCUUCACCUUAUCUUGUACCCAGAUCUUCCACGGCCAGAAUGUGAUCCGGGGACAAGAUUAAAACUGACUCCACCGCGUUUUACGGGGUUGGACUAGAUUGACUCUUGCUCACCAUAAAAUCUUAAGCUCUCGAAGAAAACGAACAUGUUUUCACACGUGCGUACACGUGCGUAACUGGGAAAGUACAAACUUGAACCUACAUCCCCCGAGGCUUCUCGGCCACAUUCCGUCUCGGAGGCACGCAUCUUUUCAUCUUUUCAGCUAUUGUCGAUUGUCCUAAUAGGCCUACCUAAUCUUCAUUGGGGGAAAAUUAAAAGAAAAGAAAGAAAGAGACAGGAAGUUCUUUGCCCUGACACACAUGCAAAAAUAGCAACAGUUAAUAUACAUAUUAAAUAUCGCAACGUCAGAAGCAGCCAAGGUUGACCAAAUGUCUUAACUCACUUUCCCCCGUUUUUGAUAUCCCAGUUAUCACACGGCCAGAAUUUGUCUCAUUUUGGGUGGAAAAUGCAUGUUUAAACCUUGUUCGAGCAAGGGUGGAAUGUUUAAUCGCGGCUCUCCGUUGGAAACGAAGGGAUUCACGCCCAGGGCGAUUUUUAAAUUUGCCACAAAUAUUUCGAGAAUGGUUCGUAUAGUUCGCAACACAGGUGUGGCUGUCGCGAGAACCUGUUCGCGGGCAAGUGCAGCAGAAAAUUCUGUACCUCAUGUUGAAUGAUUGCUCACAAACAGAAAGGCUCUGACCAGUUUAUGCGCAUUUCUUAAAAUAAUACCGAAUAUUCGAGAUACGAAAACUUUGACCUGACGCGAAUGUUCAGCAAACAGUGUUUUUGAGAUUCAGAUAUACCAAACAGUCAUGGUUGACCACAUCUGAAUUAUUUUCCUCGUUCCAUUAUUUCUAAUAGAAUACAAAAGCUAAAUGCAGGCAUUUGUAGCUCAUAAGCGAGAAAUCGAGAGACAUACAACAUGGAAGGUCUUAAAGAUUUGCUUGCUCCUAAAACACUCCACUGGUUCAGUUAUGUGGCAAAUGUAUUUUGGAUUUUGCUCGGAAUUAUCCUAUCAGCAAUCUUUCUAAACAUUGAAAACAGCGAACCGAGAUUUGACUUUCGCUGUGGCUCAACUGGUGACAAGGAACUCAUUCGUGGAAAGUGUUACGAACAGUACGAUAAACUAUACAACAAAUUCCCUGUUUAUGGAUUCGUGAUUAUUAAUUUCAUUGUUACUGCAAGUGUAUGUGGAAUAUACUCACAAGCGGUGAAGUCGAGGGUUGAGGAAUUCGAACCCGACAAGAAUCUAGAUAAAGUAGAAAGGCAGACUCAACCGAGGAACAAUAACUUAUGCGGAAAAAAGCUUUUCAAAGCCUACUGUUUGCAACUUGUUGCCAGAUUUGCUGUCGGGAUUUCUUUUGUCCUUCUGCAGACCAAAUUACUUUAUCCUGUCAGCUUUCCCUCGAACUUUAAUUGUAACUUAACGAGAGAUGGGAAGUUUUCAGACAUCACGGCCAGUUCGUCUCACAACGUUACACAAACGCAAACUUCAUACGAAUGUCAUAAUCAGCGAGCGGCUAAGAAGACCUUCUGGGCUCAUGCCGUGAUCGUUGUAACUGGAACGUUUGCAUUUCUUGUGUUUUUCGAGUCUCUGUAUAUGUUUUUACGAGCAAGAAAAGUAAGCUUCAAAGACUUCACGGAUGACCCGGAAUUUUGUAAACAUUAUCUGAGUUCGAAUAAGCCAAAUCCUUCUACGGCAGAACAAAAGCAAGAGUUGUUACCAACUCCCAAUAAUGAACCGCAACAACAAGAGCCUGUUGACCAUCGACCCGAACUACAACCAUCAAACGUAUCACCCACAGCAUCCAGCAACGCUCCACCUGACUCGUCAAUCAACCGCACUCAAACAAAAAACGAAGAAACAUUUGUAGCUCCUUCCAUUGAACAAAUGAAGAAACAUGUCCGAGAAGUCACCAAACAACCUUACAAAGAUCUUAAAUCACCUUUUGAUAAUCCAGACGAAGGAAGAGGUCUAAAGCUUGACGAAAUCUUCACUAACUUGAUUUUUUAUGAGGGGAGAGCUGACUACAACUUUUCUGGAGACAGAGGGGAACAACUUAAAGAGUACCACAAAGCCAAUGAAAAAUUGCGACCAAAACGGCCAGGAGAUAUUUUCGAUGCUGAAAAGCGGAAGAUUCUUGUUGUCGGUCGUCCUGGGAUUGGAAAAACUAUGUUAAGCACAAAGAUUCUUCGCGACUGGGCGUCCGAUAAUUUGAUGAACAAAACACAAAAAUCACAAAUAGAUUUUAAAGUCGCUUUUCUAGUUAAGUUGAGGAUGUUCAACUCUACAGACAAAAAAGAACUAAAUCUUCGCGAGCUUCUGGAUCACUCAGAGUAUUCAACAGCUCUAUGUGAAGAGGCCUGGAGCUACAUCCGUAACAACCCAAAGCGUGUACUGAUUAUUUUUGAUGGAUUUGAUGAAUAUUCUGGGAAGAGUGAAUUUAAUAAAGAUGACGUUCCGUACAGAAACAGUGAAGAAGAGAAGAUGCCUGUCCAUUUCCUGCUGAAGAAAAUAGUAUCGGGAAAAAUUCUUACCGGCGCGACAGUCUUAAUGACUACAAGGCCUAAUGCCGUGCAAUGUAUCAGAAGUCUUAACUUUAAUAGAACAGUUGAAAUUCUGGGAUUUACAACUGACCAAGUGGAAGAUUAUGUAGAGAAGUUUUCAAAGCAGGAGGACAAAGCAGAAACCAUAAAGCAACACAUUACAAGUAACUCAAACCUUCUAGCCUUCUGCUAUAUCCCUGUGAAUUGUUACAUCAUUUGUUCGUGCUUGUUACAGUUGCUUCGUAACACUACUGGCUUUACUAGCCUCCCGACAAGACUGACAGAAAUAUACUCAGUUGCAAUAAAGAUGUUUUACUUUUGUUACGAUGAUAAUCAAUAUCGCCACGAUAAAGCCGAAGGUCAACCAUUUAUUCUAAAGAAGUUUAAGGAACUUUCUUCCGAUGUGCAAGAUGUGUUUGCACGUCUGGGAAAAAUUGCCUUUGAUGGAAUUAGAAAGGGAAAACUAAUUUUUGAAUCACACGAAGUUAAAGACCUAGCGAAUAAUGGCUUGUUCCACCGAUUACCUGAUAGUUUUAACGGUUUAACGCAAGGACGAGCACAAUAUUGUUUUAUGCACCUGACGAUGCAGGAGUUCUUGGCGGCGAAGCAUUUGGUGGACUCGUACAGUUCCGAAGACCUGCAGAAGUUUGUUUCCCAUCACAUCCAGGAUGGCGCGUGGAAGGUUGUGAUGCAGUUUGUGGCUGGACUGCUGGCUGAAAAAGAAGAACCAUCAACAGAUAUUUUCAGCGACCUUCUUCCCUCAGAAACUUUUACUAGAGGAGUUGAAAUCAAGACGAAUGAAGAUUCAGGGGAACGAUAUAAAACACUGACCCACUGGCCAUUCCACAAGGAAGACGGGACUUUAGUGGUGACGCUAUUCAAUUGCAUGUAUGAGAACAAAGCCUCUGAUCGAGAAGUUCAAAAGAAACUGGAGAAAAUUGGUUGUGAUGCGCUUGAUUUUACUUACUGUAACCUGUCACCUCUGGACUGUUUAGCAUUAGUGCAUGCACUUAAAUCGGUUGAAGGAAUUUUGUAUUUUGAUUUAAGCGGGAACAACCUUCAGUCGCUAGGAUGUAUUGAGAUUGCGAAGUUGUUACCUGGCAACCAACACAAUCAGGGCUUUUGCAAACUAAAAAGAUUAGACCUCGGCGCUAACAACAUAACUGAUGAAGGAGUGAAACAUUUAUCUAUAGCACUCACACACAAGAACUGCAAACUAAACAGCUUAUACCUCCGUGGUAAUAGAAUAACCCAGCAAGGUAAAAAUCUCUUAAUGAACAUUAACUGUAAAGUAUUUUUCUAG